CUCCUUUCCUACUUUCUUGAGUAGAGACCACGCCCCCAGCAGCCCAGCGGGCUGCACCUGAGGGCGCAGGUGACAUUCCCGUUCCAGCUGCAUCAGUGGAGCUCUGACGGCGCGCGACCAUGCAGCGACGGCUGACCGCCUCGCGCUUCCGCGGCCCCGGAGCCGUUCUGCUGUGGCUGUUUCUGACACAAGCGUCUGCAGACUUACCCAUAUGCAAGGAGUCUGAUUACCACUUUGAGUACACAGAGUGUGACAGGCUUGGGGCAAGAUGGAGGGUGGCGAUUCCCAACAAACCCGACACAUGCACAGCUCUACCGGAUCCGGUCGAAGGGACUCCGUGCACCUUUUCCUGUGGUGAGGGUGAGUUCCUCAACAUGCAGUCGCAGAAGUGCCAGGAGUGUUCUGCGGGCACCUACUCUCUGGGCACUGGUGUGGCAUUUGACGAGUGGGACAGCCUGCCGACGGGGUUUAUCACUCAGGGGGUGAUGACAAAUGAGGGAAAAGCCCUUACUGACUGCUCUAACUCCACCUGGACACCAAAGGGAGAUUAUGUAGCCUCCAACACAGAUGAGUGUACUGCAACCCUGUCUUAUGCUGUGAGCCUGAAAAAACCGGGAACUGUGACUUUUGAAUAUUUCCACCCAGACAGCAACAUUUACUUUGAGUUCUUUGUUCAGAAUGACCAAUGUCAGUCAACAGAAUCAGAAAGCCGCUGGAUGAAGGUCUCAGAGAAGGACUGGAACCAGUAUAGGGUUGAUCUGACCAGUGGGAACAAUGUGCUUUACUGGAGAACCACGUCGUAUGCUCUCCAGGGGUCUGCUGUCAAACCUGUGCUGCUAAGAAAUAUCCAGGUCUCAGGGGUGGCCUACACUUCUGAGUGUUUCCAUUGUAAACCUGGCACCCACAGCGCGAAAGCAGGAUCUGCACGCUGCACCCCCUGCCCUGCGGAUACCUACUCCAACAAGGGUGCCACCGUUUGCCAUGAGUGUGAAAAAGACAAAUACUCUGAACCAGGUUCUGGAAGCUGCAAGCAAAGACCAGCUUGUACAACCAGAGACUACUUCUACACUCACACCCCUUGUGACUCUGAGGGAAAGACCCAGCUUAUGUACAAAUGGAUUGAACCUAAGAUCUGCAGUGAUACUGCUGAGGGGGCAGUGAAGCUCCCGGCGUCAGGAGAGAAGCAAACCUGCCCGCCGUGUAAUCCGGGGUUCUUCGUCUCCAACUCGUCCACGUGCGAGCCGUGCGGCAGUGAUUCCUACUCAAAUGGAACAGUGUGCGUCAAAUGUCCUGCUGGCACACAACCGUUGAUAGGUUUUGAAUACAAGUGGUGGAACACAAUGCCGACCAACAUGAGGAGCUCUGUCUUUGGUCAAGAGUACGGUGGCUCCAACAGAAGCACAGCAUGGGAAGUGGCGGGAGAAUAUGUUUACACCACCCCAGGGUAUCGGGACACUGACUACCUGAUGCUCACGCUCACUGUUCCAGGAUACAGGGUUCCUCAGUUUAGGAAUAAAGACAGUGAAAGGGGGGAACUGUCCCGCAUCACUUUCGUCUUUGAGACCAUGUGUACAACUGACUGCAAGUUUUACUUCCUGGCGGGCUACAGUGAGUGGAAUAACUAUGUGGUGGAGCAUUGGACAGGCAGCAGCCGGAAGCAGUCUUACUCCUACGUGAUCCAGAGCAACAGGACCGUCAGCUUCAGUUGGGCUUUGCAACGGACAGAGGAGUUCUCCCCGAACAAGACGUACAACUCUGACUUUGCCAAGAUCUACUCAGUCCACAUCACCAAUGUAAUCGGAGGCGUGGCCUCUCAGUGUCGCCGCUGUGCACUGACAUCUGUCGGGACAGACUCCGCCUGUGUGCUCUGUCCACCGGGACACUUCAUGGUCAGUGAGACGGGAGCCUGUAAGAGCUGCCCACCAAACACCAUCACCAAGGCCAGUCAACCUGUUGGAGAAGAUGCCUGUGUCCGCUGUGGACCAAACACAAGGAGAAACAAGGCUCACACAGCAUGUGUCAGUGACUGUAAACUGGAUGUUCAGACGACAGAAGGGGCCAGGCUCCACUACGACUUCUCCCCUCUGUCUAAUGUCACCGACUUCUACAGCAGCCCUCGCUUCACCAGCAAAGGCCUGCGCUAUUUCCACCGUUUCAGCCUGGGUCUGUGUGGGGCAGAGAACAAAGUGCCUGCCUCUUGUGUGGACAACGUAACAGAAAAUGAGAGAUCAGUCAAAGGUUACAUCUGUCAGUCCACUUUGGUUCCCUCGGACAUCAGGAGUCAGAAAAUGGUGUCAGGUCAACCUUUCCUCAUCGGGGACUCCAUUGUUGGUGUGUCCACUGAGACGACCCUAGUUGGGAUCUCUUCUCCAACAUGGUUGUUUCCACCAUCAUCCAAACUUCCAGACGUUAUAUUCUAUUACCGGUCCAGUGACACAACUCAGACUUGUAAACAGGGGAGGUCAGCCACCAUCAGACUCAGAUGCAACCCUGCAAUAGCAGCUAAAAACUACAUCCAUUUACCAAGUAACUGUUCUGAAGGGACAUGUGAUGGCUGUACUUUCCAUUUCUUGUGGCAGAGCCAGCAUGCAUGUCCUCUCUGCACCAAAAACCACUACAAAGAAAUUGUUAGCGCUUGCAUCCAGGGAAUACAGAAAACCACUUACAUGUGGCAGCAGCCUCUGGAGUGUUAUGGAGGAGUGUCACUUCCAGGACAAAAAGUCAGUGCUUGUGUGAGUCUGGAUUUUUGGCUCAAGUUUGGUGUUUCGACUGGAACCAUCGGCGCCUUACUUCUCAUCAGCAUCAGCUGCUAUUUUUGGAAGAAAACUCGCAAACUGCAGUAUCGGUACUCCAAGCUGAUGAUGAGCUCCGGAGGCAAAGAGUGUGAGCUGCCCACCGCAGACAGCUGUGCCAUAAUGGAGGGAGAAGAUGCAGAGGACGACCUCAUAUACUUAACCAAGAAAUCCCUCUUCAGCAAAAUUAAAUCCUUUUCACGAGAGAGGACAUCUGAUGGGUUUGACUCAGUUCCCCUCAAGUUUUCAUCUUCUCGCCAUCAACAAGCAGAGGAGGAGGAGGACUCUGACGAUGCUUAAGUCAGAAGUUGAAUUUAUGGAAGUGUCUAGGUUUUAUUUAGUAUCAUUUUAGGUCUGAAAUAUAAAUAUAUGCAGUAUAUAUAGUAUGUUUUACAUAUGUCACCAAAGAAUAUAGUUUUUUGAGAGUUAAUUAAAGAAUGCAAAUUGUAUUUAGAAUUUCUCAAAUGUUACAGUGCCACAUUGAAUGCUGACAUGCAAAGUGUCUUUAUGGGUUUCUACAAAUUAUUUUUGACCCAUUGUGUGUGUGUUUUUUUUUAAAUAAUAACUAAACAAUAAAAUAAAUUCUUUUUUUGUCUUUAUUACACAGCUUUGAAAUUGAGAUUUUCCCCCAACUUUCUUUUAUUACUGUUGUUUGAAAAGCUCAUCACUGUGUUUAUUGAGAGGGACAUUGUGUUUAAUUAGUAAGGAGUCCUACUUCAGUUAGCAUAGUCACUGAACCAGUGUAUGUUUGUUACUGCAUUUAUGUAUUUCUUUUCGGUUGUUUUAACAUUAAAAUAUGUUUUACAGUCUUUUUUUCUUUCAGUUUGAAGGUUUACAGUGUGUAAAAAUGUACUGUUUAUGAGGUAAUUAAAUAAAUACUGGUAAUAAAUA
Molecule: messenger RNA, 3683 nt
Organism: Oryzias melastigma (Indian medaka)
Lineage: Eukaryota; Metazoa; Chordata; Actinopteri; Beloniformes; Adrianichthyidae
Gene: elapor1
Product: endosome-lysosome associated apoptosis and autophagy regulator 1
Exons: 22
Coding region: 120-3092 (990 amino acids)
Biological process (GO): positive regulation of vacuole organization; autophagosome assembly
Cellular component (GO): extracellular exosome; late endosome; lysosome
Source: RefSeq, a predicted model, not a curated record